GCGAACUUUAUUUUGGGAAAUCUGUUUGGAUUUCACACUGUAUAUACAAUCAAUACUGCAGUAUUCAUACUUGGGCAGUUGUUUGAAUUUUUUUGUUACCUUCUAUGCGCAGAGGGUUGAAUUAUGCGCACGACAAAAUGCCACCAUUUCGGAAAUUUGCGACACCGCAGUAACGGCGGAUCGUCUGGGGGUGUGGGGUGGCAAAAUCUUGCUAUUUUCCGUACUUAUAUUGCAAGAUGUAGUGAUUCCUUGCUGAUGCUGCAAGUUUUCCGUAAAAAGUUUUCCGGAUAACUGAAACAAAGUUAUGGAAAUACAACCAGAAGGUAAAAAUUUUCGGUUAGUUAAAGAAGAGGAAUUUUCAGAAAUAUUGUCUUUUUUGGAAAAGUUUCUGCCAGAUUCGUUGAAGUUUCAUCAAACACUGAAGACUUUUAUAAACGACAAAGUGUGGGAUUUUCAUUUUUAUGUAUCGAAAUCAUGGCCGGAAGUAACUGUUUUACUCCAUUUUCCUGGAGUUACGAAAACGCCUAAUGGAAAACUUUACGAAAGCUUUAGUGUUUUUUGUCCAUGUGAUCGAUUGGAACAAUUGGAGGAGUUAGAAAACGAAGACAUUUUGAUCGAUUGGACCGAACCGAUUUAUUUGAAUUUCACACAUGAGCUGGUGCUAGAAAAAAUCGAAAAAUUUUAUUCUCAUAUCGGAGCUUUAGAGAAAACUUAUGGCGAAGUCUUUGUGUUAACGUCGGAUGUACAGGGUGAACAAAUUACGACGACAACUUGUUUUAAAGAAGAUGCAGAAAUUCGUCAGUUGACGAAGGAAAACGCCCUUACGAUCCACGAUUUGUACCCUGCAAACCACAUGGAAUCUAUCGAAGUGUUCGAAAGACUCAUCGAAAAGUUACCAUGUUAUGGUAUGUUUUCGAAGGAUGGUGAGUUAGCAGCGUGGAUGGUACAGUCGUAUUAUGGGGCGAUGUUUUCCAUGCAAACAUUACCAGAAUUCCGAAGGAAGGGUUAUGGUAUAGUUUUAGCAAGACAUUUGACGAAAAAAGUGUUAGAUAGGAAUUAUUUGCCUUUUGUUAUUAUUCGACCCGAAAACGAUGCUUCCAAAAGUUUGUACACCAAGUUGGGCUUCAGCAAGAGCUUUAAUAUGAUACGAGCCAUUUUAACGCCAUUUUCAAAAGAAAAUGGCACGCAAAAUGGCGAAAACGAAAGCGAACACCCCCCCAAUUAAUCCAAUAACAAACUAUAUCAAAUAGAUAAAAAAAAAAAGCAAAGAGUUCAAAAUUUCUGCAGCAGGCAGCUAUGCUUAUUAUAAUACCUACCUACAAAAAUAUAAUAAUAUACUUAUUAAUUAAAAUUAUUUAAUUGUAAAUCUAUAGAAAAAAAGGCACAGAUAUUUAUGGAAUUUCUUCUUUUUCUAUUACAUAAUUUUUAAUAUUAUGUAUUUUUCACUAACUUUACAAUUCGUCGUUGGGGAUUGGUGCUCCAGUAGUGCAUAUUUUAAUAUCUAAUCAAAAAAAAAAAAUAAUCGAUGAGUCACAUUUAAUGAUAGAUAAGAAUUUUUUAUGCUUCUGUUCGAGACUUUAGCUAGUUGAAUUGAAAAUAUAAAUUUUGUAAUUUUAUAGUUUUUUUCUAGCACCCUUUAAAUGUUAAAAGUUAGCUAAAGUAGA
Molecule: messenger RNA, 1664 nt
Organism: Agrilus planipennis (emerald ash borer)
Lineage: Eukaryota; Metazoa; Arthropoda; Insecta; Coleoptera; Buprestidae
Exons: 5
Coding region: 305-1225 (306 amino acids)
Molecular function (GO): acyltransferase activity, transferring groups other than amino-acyl groups
Source: RefSeq, a predicted model, not a curated record